AUGGUAGAAGUACGAUUGAUGAUAGGUUUUCCGUCCAAGUUUGUACGUUUAAUCAAGAAACUACACGAAAAUGUACAUGCACGUCUCAUCGUUGAUGGGUCACUAACUGAUCCCUUCGAAUACAACAGCGGCGUAAAGCAGGGUGGUAAGUUAGCUCCGACACUAUGGAAUAUACGCUGCACAAUUACUUCUCUUGCUUAUAAAACCAUUGGUCAUUCGUACAGCAUUAAAAUACGAUUUCGGUUUGAUGGUGACUUGUUCGAUCUAAAGAGACUUAAAACCAAAUCAAAAUGCUAUCUUGACUUUAUCAGGGAAGCACAAUAUGCAGAUGAUAUAGCUAUUUUCAGCAAUUCAUCCUUUGAACUUAUUAACGUCAAGCGAUUCAAGUAUCUCUGCAGUUUUGUAUCCAGAGACUGCUCGAUGAAAGGUGAACUGACUGUUCGUUUUCAGGCGGUCUCAUCUGCAUAUGGUCGUUUGCGAAAUAGAGUUUUUGAUUCGCAUGAUCUUACUACCUCUACAAAAAUCAAAGUGUGGAAGCAAUGUUUAUUGUCUUUGCUUCUCUAUGGCAAUGAGACUUGGACACUGUAUCACAAAAACAUCAAUCAAUUGCGUACUGUACAACAGCGUCACCUAAGAAGAAUAUUGAAAAUCAAAUGGUAUGAUUAUGUUAGCAAUGAGGAUGUUCUACUUAGUGCUGACUUUGAAGACAUCGAACUGAUGCUCUUGAGAAACCGGCUACGAUGGCUCGGCCACGUAUCAAGAAGUGGAAGGAACACGUGCUAUUGGUCGACCAAAAUUAAGGUACAAAGACACGUGCAAAAGUAUUUUGAAAGAUGGGUUGGUUUUGAAUGA
Molecule: messenger RNA, 852 nt
Organism: Hydractinia symbiolongicarpus
Lineage: Eukaryota; Metazoa; Cnidaria; Hydrozoa; Anthoathecata; Hydractiniidae
Exons: 3
Coding region: 1-852 (283 amino acids)
Source: RefSeq, a predicted model, not a curated record